CAAACUGCCGAGUGUGGGUGUUAAGGUGCAGUUGGCCUUCUAGAGGGGCGGCCAAAGAGUGCCCAAUUGGAAGUGGAAAGGAAAGCAGAGAGAGAGCGUGAGAGAGAGUUAGGAAGUUGGGAGUUUUUGUGAUUGAGAGAAUGAGGGAGUUGGGGAGGAAACAGGGGACGGUGUCGCCCUGCGCCGCGUGCAAGCUGCUACGGCGACGGUGUGCGCAGGACUGCAUCUUCGCGCCGUACUUCCCGGCCGACGAGCCGCAGAAGUUUGCCAACGUGCACAAGGUCUUUGGAGCUAGCAAUGUCAGCAAGCUCCUGCAGGAGCUGCCGGCGCACCACCGGAGCGACGCCGUGAGCAGCUUGGUUUAUGAAGCAAAUGCUCGUGUCCGAGAUCCAGUUUACGGAUGUGUUGGAGCCAUCUCCUCCCUCCAGCGCCAGAUCGAGGCCCUCCAGACCCAAUUGGCCAUUGCACAGGCUGAGAUGGUCCACCUCCGAACGCGCCACGCCGCCUACCUCGCCCACCUCAGCUCCCGGAGUCCCAUGGUGGUGGGGAUGACGAGCACCGGUGCCGGCACCGCCUCCUCGUCCAUGUCGUUGCCCAAGCAGCAACUGAUGAAGCCUGACCAACAUGGACCCAAGCCUCUUUUCGCCCUUGACAUGGUCAUGGUCGACCAGACCAGCUUGGGCGAACCACCGAUAUGGUCUUGCUAGUCUGACCAUCUCAUUUCAUUGUUUUUUUUUCCCCUUUGCUUCUGCUUCUGGGAGAGUAUCUAAGUCAAAUUAUCAGCAAAAAUAUGCAAGUAUUUUGUCCAUGGAGGCCAUAUACUGUCUUACAUGAAGCCAUAUAUAUAUUAUAUUAUCCUCGGUAUUGUUCAAUAGGUACCAUAAUAUUUUACUUGGAAAGUUUAAUUAUGCAAGGCUUUUGUUGGGUCCAAAGUGGUCCUUUUUAUCUAUAAGCAUGAGUUUGUCAAUGAUACCCAUCACAUGAGCCAUGAAGCAGAAUUUGUUGACUCUUGAGCUGUAGAGUAGAAUCUAGUAGCCCCAAAGGAAUUGAACACCCCAGGUGAUGAGAUGGGCUGCUGCAUUUGGCAGCCUUUUCCAUGGCGCAUGUGUUCGAGUGCCACCUGCAUACCAGGAUGACAAACUGUAUCAGUUGGAUGCCAGGAAAACUUAAAGAGUCAGUAGAUUGAAAGAACAAUGUAAUUUCUUAAUAGUUUGUCUUUCCUUUUUUUCCCUGUCUCUUAAAGGUGCAACCAAAGAAGAGAAAAUUAAGAACUUAUUUAACGAAUAAGGAUUGCCUCCUAUCUUCCUUCCCCAAUCUGUCAAUAAAUAAGCAAAGUUCGCCAACAACCAAACUCAUCAUUGAGGAAGAAAAAAAAGAGCAGAAAAAAAAUUGUCCAAAGUACCUGAUUAUUUGUUUUAAGGCAAUACUUACUUGCUAUUCCCUUAACAUGCGCAAAUUCAUAAGUAUCCAAUGAGCCGGUCGAGCUCAAUUUAGCCAACACCUACACAAGCUUCCACAAUAUAUAAACGUGGAGUCCCAAACAACUUCACAGUUGGAAUCUUGAUUCACACCUUCUUGCCUUUCCAGAAAUAAAAUCUGCACCCAAAAAUCAGAUCCCCUCCAUUUUUGGGUUGAAACUACUCUGACAGAUUCCUCAAUCCAGCAGCAUCAAAUUUUUAUGGGAUUCACAUGCAGUGACUACCUUCCAUCAGCAACAAUUUUGACAUUUCAUGAAUCAAACAUUCAACACCCGCUAAUAUAUGAUACCAAAGAUCUCCCAAUCUCUUGCAUAAUUCGAAAAACUAAAAUAUUAUCUGCACAGCUGCAUUUCAGAACGUACAUUCUCUACUGCAUAGCACAACCCCAAUUUAUUAAGAUUCAACAUGGAUAGACUACUUGAAACUAGAUGAUCAAGUAGUGAGAGAUCAGCAUCAGGCUCUAUUAUAGAUAUAAUGACGACUGGAAGAGAAUGGAGGAGAAAAAUAAUAAACAAAAAUAGCACCAAUGAUUUGGUGAGACAAUAGGAAAUAUUUAUAAUAACCGAAAACGCAGCAGAUCGAAAUCUUACAACAGCUACGAGCAUCCGUCAACCUAUAGGCCUUUCUUUUACUAUUUUAGCACUCUUGACUGUUGAUGGUUCUGAUUGUUUUGUGCUUCACAUCUGAAGUUGCAAAACUGUACAAAACUUUCAGUUGUGGUCACGUCAGAUGUUCGUUAUAGUAA
Messenger RNA from Phoenix dactylifera (date palm), 2223 nucleotides. RefSeq names its product LOB domain-containing protein 4 (gene LBD4). The record is from RefSeq and is a predicted model, not a curated record. NCBI's taxonomy places the organism in Eukaryota, Viridiplantae, Streptophyta, Magnoliopsida, Arecales, Arecaceae.